Ornithodoros turicata is the source of this 3846-nucleotide messenger RNA. RefSeq names its product transcriptional regulator Myc-A-like. Gene Ontology annotation, molecular function: DNA-binding transcription factor activity, RNA polymerase II-specific; protein dimerization activity; RNA polymerase II cis-regulatory region sequence-specific DNA binding. NCBI's taxonomy places the organism in Eukaryota, Metazoa, Arthropoda, Arachnida, Ixodida, Argasidae. The record is from RefSeq and is a predicted model, not a curated record. Bases 320 to 1780 code for a protein of 486 amino acids. Gene Ontology annotation, biological process: regulation of transcription by RNA polymerase II. The transcript has 3 exons.
GAUAAUUUGCGCUAAAAUCCUAAAACUACAUAUUUGUAGAUGGUACCGUAACAUGCCCAACGUACUGGACGAGGUGUCACGGACUUGGCGAACAAUUAUGGCAUAGUGCGCAACGCGCACGGAUACAGCUGGCGAAGGUUUACUUAAGUCGCAAAACGCCAUCAAGCGUCAGUCGUGAGUGAGCCGUUGUUGGUGUGUGCGUGGUUUCUCUCCCUCGGAUUAUGUGUUGGAUACUCGCCGCAAUUUGGGAUUAGACGUGCUUGUGGAUUACUGACAACAAUUUUCCUGAGUAACUUGAGCUCUCUCACGACUCUCCGUCAUGUUGUCUACGUCGCCGCCAAAGUUGGGCGGCUCCUGUGUUCGGACAGUGCUUGACGCUAUCGACGUUGACCCGCUGUUUCUUGUCUCCGAAUCCGCCGCCCUGGAAUUCAUGGAGGAGUUCGGCAUCAUCCCGUCACCUAACAAUGAUAUCUGGAAGAAGUUUGAGCUGUUGCCCACACCUCCGCGGUCCCCCGACCGCUCGGAGAAGACUUGCUGCGAUGACAUCUUCGAAGACUCUGUCGUCGUGGACGACGUUGAGGCUCUCCGUGACAUCACGUUUGAGCAUGACAACCUCAUCGAAGAUCUCCUCCGUGAAGACUUCGACUUCCCGUCGGGCGACGAAAUGUUCGACUCGACGUGGUGUCCAGAAGUGUCGGACUUGUCGUCUCGUAACGAAUUGCUCCAUGACUGUAUGUGGUCCGGUAAAUGCUCGGAAGACUGCAAGCAACAAGCCGCUCGCGAGCGACUUCAAGUGCAGGAACUUCGUCUCACACCGUCCCCCGUCGAGGCACCGACGACUCCGACUCCCGAGGCUGCGUCAACGUCUUUGUCAUCGCCCGUCGUGCUUCCGGACGUUAUGGCAACGACUGUGUUGGACGAGGAAGAAGUUGUGGAGACGCAGUGUGUGGACCCUAGUUCCGUUUUAGCGUACACGCCGUUGAGUGACCACUGUUACUACCAAGCUGGCGACGCGAGCACCAACCCAUCUCCCCCUACGCCGAAGCAGGUACCCGUGCAGGUGCUCAUUAGAAGUCGAGGAGUGUGGAAACGGGAGUACGUCGUGUCGGAUACACCGUCGGAGUCUGAUGACGACGACGAUGACGAGGAGGAAGAUGAAGAGAUCGACGUGGUGACGGUGGCCGGAGAACGCCAGCAGCAGCAGCACUACGCUCAGCCGAGGACGAUUCGAACACCUCUCCGCGGAUCACGGCCUCGUGCUCCGUCCCCCUCACCCCGGAUGACCUCUAGCGGUCGCGUGAUCAACCCGACGACAAAGCGUGAAAAUGUCCAGCCCACGGUGCGUCGGAAACGAAUGGUGACUGUCGGCAGCAAGAGACGUCGGGCGAGACACGUCGUAGUGCCUCCUCCCAAGAAGGCGAGGCGCGUCGAAGUGGUCCCGGAGACGCCGCGACCUCGCCUCGUCCCCAUAGGAAUGAGCUCUCGGUCCAGCUCGGACUCCGAGGACUUUGAACGCAGACGGGAACACAACAGCAUGGAGCGCAAGCGCAGAGACGAUCUCCGCUCGGCGUUUCAGCAGCUGAGAGCCAUCGUCCCAGAGCUGCAGGAGAACUCCAAGGCCCCUAAGGUAGCUAUCCUCUCGCAAGCUGCCGCUCACGCGCGGCAGCUCACGGCGCAGCACGGACAGAUCGAAAGAACUCUCAGACACGAGCUGCAGCGGCAGCGUAUGCUUCAGAAGAGGCUGGCAGAGGUGAAACGUCAGCUUCGUGUUAGGUCGUAGUUCCUCGGUCGGAGUGUGGUUCCAGUGGUGAUCUAGGUAUUCGUGUAAUGAAUGCCCCCGAAUUUUAAUAAGGGGGUGAACUGCAAAACAUGUUGGACUCUUUUGCCAUGAGUGGAUAGGAUUGUCUAACUUGAGCUAGUCUUGCUUUGUUCUGGAGAUAGUUUUCUCCCCGUUUUUUGUUCUGUAAACUAAAGCUACCUUGUCACAGUUGAUUUUAAGUGUUCCAAUUGGAGGCUGCAUGAGCCCCUUUGCUGUAAUGCAUUGUGUGCUCACAUACAGCGUUUGACCACUUGUGAUUUGUGUUGUAGGUGUCCCUUCCUGCACAAACUAUUACAUAAGGAUAGCCUGUCAUAAUGCAUUAUGUAUGAUAAGCAUAUUGCUCUUGUACCUUGUAACACGUCUGGUAGUGUUGACAGCUUGUAACCAUUUUCGGGGGCUUGCCAUUGGUAUAUAAUAUACGCAUACACAUAUGAAAGGGAUAUCUAUCACAAUGGUUGCCAACUGUUAUUUAUUCUUUUUUCUGAAUUGGGGGAAUUUUGGAUAACCCUUUUGGGGCUUGUCCUUUCUGCUUAUUUUAGCUUGCAGCACAGUAUUGUUAUUCGAGCUUCGAGACGGGGGAAUGCAAAAGCUGGGCUUGUUCUUGUACGCCUAUUACGGAAUGAUAUGAGAGAGUGCGGAAUCUUUGUUGUACAUAGUAGGGGUGUUGUCUUUGCCUUUCCUCCUCCUCCACUGGUGUCCUGUGUCCCUGGCCCUGCCAUGUACAAAUGGCAAGUGCCAACAUACUGGGCUUGGAGACAGAAAAGCCAUGCAGGUCAGGCGGCAUGCAGGGCCAUGCAUUACACCGGGAGUGCCAACACUUUUGCAAAAAAGCUACAGACUGGAUGACACCUGCAAGCCGCUGGGCACCUUGCAAUUGAGACUGGGUGGGCAGACGGUUACGGACCACCAUGGACCUGUCUGUCCCCCUCUGACUCAUACAUUGUAGGCCGUGCUGUUGUGCGUUGUCCCCCAUUCGUUAUCGUAAAAAAAAGUUAGUCUCACGUAGCAGCUGAUGUUCCCUGCAGAUUUAGUGUUGUCCUGGGAACACUCUGUUGUCUGAGCUCCUUCAAAUUUGUUGCAGAAGGACACAUUGCCUUUGUCUUAACCUGUGUUAACGUGUGUUUCAAAGGUUCGCAUUGGGAGUUUUUUUUUUUUUCCCUCACCUGUCUGCCGUAGCUUUUUCCUCAGGGAAAGAUUUCUUUGUUGUUGGAGUUCCUAAGCUACCUGAUGGCAUGUGUGUGUUUGUGUGUGUCUGCAUUUCAGUGGGCUUGUCACUGUAUAUUACCCAUGGCAUUUUUGUGUGCUGCUUUUUUUUUCUCUUAUUCAAAGGGCCUUCUUGUUUGCACAGUUUGUAUAGAAAGUUUACACACAUGUGUUGUAGGGCACAUUUCUUUUGUUUUGCUCAAAGUUUCUGAGCUCAAGGUUUCAGUUUGGUCUGUGAUGUGUGCUUGGAUGAAGCAUGGAAUAGCGGAACUUUGUUUUAAGGGUUGCUUGAGCAUUCAAGUGCUGUAGAUUUGAAGAGGAACUUGUUAGUGUGUAUAUAUGUGUCUGUACAGCAUUGUGAGGUCUGAUUUGAAUUCCUCUCUCCAUCCAGCAUAUGUCCCUGAACUUCCCUCACAUGUCAUUGGUCUUGAAGUACAUUAUACAUGGUCUUCCUCGAAGAUUUAGGUGGAAGGCUGUUUCUUUUCGAAGAGCUCUAUCCUAAUGCUGUGCCUUAGUAAAAUUAGUCUAUAUAAGAAAAGUUCAUCUGCAUAUACAUAUAAACACAUUAUAUAUAUUCUCUUCCCACAUGUGUAAUUUACUCCAUGCUGAUCAUCAUCAUAGCAUAAUAGAGCUUUAAUACUGAAUUUAGAUAAGAGAUUGUAUAAAAAUGAUUUAGGACUUUUCUUACAUUGGUGUGUCAAGUGUUGCACUCAAAUAGUUGGAUGAUAAGCAUGCAGUUGUGCACAAUGAAUUUGUACUUGAUGGUAAAACAGAAAAAAAUGCAGUUAAACAGUUGCAAUUAAAGCUUUUUGUUCAGUCCUGAA